Neurospora tetrasperma FGSC 2508 is the source of this 262-nucleotide messenger RNA. RefSeq lists its product as uncharacterized. Lineage: Eukaryota; Fungi; Ascomycota; Sordariomycetes; Sordariales; Sordariaceae. The transcript has a single exon. The record is from RefSeq and is a predicted model, not a curated record. The annotation marks the transcript as partial.
GAUGAAACGAAACGCUCAGUUAGGCCUGCAUACAUGCGUCUAUUUCUUUGCAAAGCACGUUGAGGUGCCAGCUCCAGCCAGGAGUAAGCAUCUACCGCUAAAUAUAUCUGCCUGUAACAGUGUGCAGAUGCAGGUGCAGGACCUUUUACGAGUAACAGACGAAAAACGACGACACAUCUACAUGUUGAUGCACGGUCUUCGCCUUAUACGCCAGAAGGUUAGAAGGGUGGAAGAGUAGCUAUCCUGCACCUAGCAUCUUGGU